Molecule: messenger RNA, 561 nt
Organism: Capsicum annuum
Lineage: Eukaryota; Viridiplantae; Streptophyta; Magnoliopsida; Solanales; Solanaceae
Product: ethylene-responsive transcription factor 4-like
Exons: 2
Coding region: 1-561 (186 amino acids)
Biological process (GO): regulation of DNA-templated transcription; ethylene-activated signaling pathway
Molecular function (GO): DNA binding; DNA-binding transcription factor activity
Source: RefSeq, a predicted model, not a curated record
AUGGCAAGUCACUGCCUUGAAAGCAAUUUCGGCCCAACUCUGGUGAUUCCUUCAUGCUCAGAAAUCAAAGUUUCUAAAAAGAAAAUACGUGUAAGUCUUGGCACAUUUGAUACCCCGGAGGAAGCUGCCAGAGCCUAUGAUGCAGCAGUAAGGGACUUUCGCGGUACAACGGCCAAAACCAAUUUUCCUGAGACGCCGUUAAAUCUCAGCAACGGCGAUGGGUCCUCCGUUACUAGUACUGCUGCGAGUUUCACGGAUCUCAAACAAAACAAUCAAUCUCGCCGUAAUCCUAUUACCGGAGUUUCUGCUCCGUCGGCGACGCGUGAUUAUCCUUAUUUGGAGGAUUUAACUGUGGCGGAAGUGAGUAACUGUGAACCGAGUAGUCAAAAAGGGACGGUGGCAUUCUUAGGUGGGGGUGAUAGUGUGAGUGGGGGUCCGACACAGAGUGAGUCAGAGUCAUCGUCGAUGUUCAGCUACAGCUUUAACGAUGCUAAGAAACCGACCAUUACUUCAAAGUGUCUCUAUUUGGACCUUAACUUUCCACUGCCGGAGCACAUCUGA